UAUUUAAACAAAUAUUUUGCCACCACUUGGUAGUUAUAUAGAGCUGUUUGGUUAUCAUUUUACUUUCCCCCGAUUUUACAAAAUCAAAACCCAUAUCCAUGUCAAUAGGGUUUCUAUGAACCACCGCAAUCGGUAUGAAUACAAGGAGAUCAAAAUGUUCACACAGCCGCUGAAUCUAGUGCAGCAGCUCCAUCAAAGAACCCAAAAGUGCACCGUGGGGUGUCCCGUGCUUGAUCGCUGCCUCAACGGCGGCCUACCCACUAAUUCAAUAACCGAACUCGUCGCCGAAAGCGGAGCCGGCAAAACCCAAAUCUGCCUCCAACUCGUCCUCUCGGCUCAGCUUCCACCUUCCCACGGCGGCCUCUCCGCCUCCUCUCUCUACAUAUUCACCGAGUCCCCUUUCCCCGUCCGCCGCCUAAAACAGCUCUCCCGCUCUCUCCUUUCAUCUCACCCCGAUCUUCUCCGCUCCGACCCGCUCUCCCGCGUCUUCCUCCGUGGGAUUUAUUCCGCUGAGAAAUUCGUUAAUCUACUGCCAGACAUUGAGAUUUUUCUUACUUACUGGAAAUCACGAUUGUUACCUGUCAGGGUAAUCGUUGUUGAUUCUAUUGCUGCUUUGUUUAGAUCUGAAUUUGAUAACUCUAGAGUGGACCUUAGGCGUAGGUCAUCACUGUUUUUCAAGAUUUCCGGUGGAUUAAAAUCGUUGGCGGAGAGGUUUGGGUUGGUUGUGGUUGUUACGAAUCAAGUUGUUGAUUUGAUGAGUGAGGGAGAGAAUGGAGUGAGGAUUGGGAAUUUGAGUGAGAUGUAUUCGUCUGGGCGAAGGGUUUGCCCGGCGUUGGGUCUUUCGUGGGCGAAUUGUGUGAAUUCUAGAAUGUUCUUAUCGAGGGAUGAAUAUGGGGAAAGUAAAAGGAGAAGGAUCAGUGUUGUUUUUGCUCCUCAUUUGGGUCAAUGUUGUUCUGAGUUUGUUAUUGCUGGAGAUGGUGUUUUUGGUGUAGAGAUGAUGGGGCAAAGGAAUGUAUGAAUUGUUGUUUUUAUGUGCUUGUGUUAUAGAUGAUAAUUUAAAAAUGUAUGUAUGUAUAAAUAGAAUAGGAUAGAAAAGAAUGUUGUUCAAUGUUUUGGUUGCUCAUUCUCUUCAUAGUCUAACUUUAUUUUGA
Messenger RNA from Lathyrus oleraceus (garden pea), 1151 nucleotides. Its product is annotated as DNA repair protein XRCC3 homolog. The transcript has a single exon. Gene Ontology annotation, molecular function: ATP binding; ATP-dependent DNA damage sensor activity; four-way junction DNA binding. Gene Ontology annotation, cellular component: Rad51C-XRCC3 complex; replication fork. The record is from RefSeq and is a predicted model, not a curated record. The coding region runs from base 116 to 1018 and encodes 300 amino acids. Lineage: Eukaryota; Viridiplantae; Streptophyta; Magnoliopsida; Fabales; Fabaceae. Gene Ontology annotation, biological process: resolution of mitotic recombination intermediates; double-strand break repair via synthesis-dependent strand annealing; t-circle formation.